Ilex paraguariensis (yerba mate) is the source of this 1293-nucleotide messenger RNA. The record is from the annotation of a GenBank genome assembly. NCBI's taxonomy places the organism in Eukaryota, Viridiplantae, Streptophyta, Magnoliopsida, Aquifoliales, Aquifoliaceae.
AUGGAUAAGCUCAGAGUCGAAACAGAGAAAGAAUAUGGCUCAAAAUUCGAUAAUGCACAAUCAUAUGUAUCUAGAUUGCUUCAGGUUUCAUCAGUUUUCGAUGAUGAGGAACAAAACCCACCUGUGUUUGAUGAAAAUAAGCUUCAAACGUGGAGUUCUCAGUACUAUAGGGUUGAACCAGUGGUGGUAGUAGCCCCACAAAGCUCUGUUCUUGAAGAACGGAGUGAAAAGCCAUUGAUUUUGCCUGUUAGAAGCUUGAAUACUUGUGUUUCAGACUCUGAUAUGAUUGAAUCAGACAAUGUAUCUGAUGGUAAAUUUGGAGGCGCGAGUCCUCUAGAUUUAGAGGAAAGGGUAGAAGAAAAUGUUAUUCUUCGAUCUCCGAUUCCAUGGCGAUCCAGAUCAGGAAGGAUGGAAAUGAAAGAAGAUGGGGAUAGUACUUCCCUGUAUCAAUCGUCUCUUUCAUCUAAAUCACAUUCUUUUAGGUCUCAAUCAUCUCGUUCAUCUAGACCCAAUUCAAAUUCUCCUUCGCCAAACAAGUUUUCUCCUACACCAUCCCUAUCUUCUCCUAAAAAUCGAUCUCCUUCGCCUUCCUCAUCGAGAAUUGAAGCCAAGAAUGCAGAAGAUUUGGUGAGAAAGAAGUUUUAUCACAAAUCUUCACCACCACCACCAUCAUAUCGUCAAAAAACUCCAUUGAUGAAAUCAAAUUCUAGUCUGACAAGUGCUGAUGUUUCUUCUAAGAAGGAAUUGAAGCGUAGUGUUCGAAGUUUACCUAUGGAUUUGAAUAAGAAUAGCAUAGAGGAAGUGUUGAGCAGAGCAAACAUGGGGUCAGAGUCGAGACCCAGAACCCAAAACGGUGGUCCACGGGUGGCAAAAUCUGUUCGGACAAUUAGAUCGACUGUCAGAGAAUUUGGAGAAAAUUUCAUGAAUGAAAAAGCAGAGAAAAGAUCAGAGGAACUUGAGUCAAUUUUCAUUGACAAAAGAGAGAAAUUAUUGCAUGAACGCGUACCUCUUGUCUCGCAGCAGAUUUUCUCCGACUUUCCAGAGAGAGAGGAGAGAAAAAUUGAUGAAAAUGUGGUAGUGGAAACCGGUGAUGAUGAGUGGGAGAGUGAGGAUAUUAACAUUGAAGGAUGUCCAGAGAGUGAAGAAGUUGCAGAAAAUAGAGUUGGUGACAAUGGUCCAGAUGUAGACAGGAAGGCUGAUGAGUUCAUAGCAAAAUUUAGAGAGCAGAUUAGGCUUCAGAGGAUUGAAUCUAUUAGGAGAUCAACAGGCCCCUCUAAAAAAAAUUUGAGCUAA